GCGGCGCAUUCUAUCUGAAAAACAGAACAACAACCAUUAUCAGUUUGUCAACAUCCAGCUAGUAAAAUCACUGCGCGUUAGGUAGGAGGCUGUAUUUAGCUUAGUAGUCAAAGUGUCACUUACUUUUAAUGACAAUAUAACCUGGUAUCAAUACGCUAAUAACAUCGCUGUUAACGUUAGCCAACGCUAACGUUAGCUAGCUUCUUGUGUUUUGGGUCGCACUCGUAAACUGUUCAAGUCUUAGUUCCUGCUAGCAAUUAAAUUCGCCGUUGCGGUCCGUACAGUCUACAGUAAAAUGCACGAACUAUGUUAUCCAACAACAUAUUUAUCUAAGUUAUUUGUCAUCUUUGCAUGCGAGCAUAAUUAUGCUAAGAUAACACUAACAGAGAAGAGGAACAAAUGUUUGAGGGCAGGCGAACAGUCGGAACGAUAUUUGUCAAACACAGGAAGUGUAGUAGAGGUCGCUGCAUGAUAAUAACGCACUAUUGCAACACAUCCAUACAUUGCACGCAUGAGUAUUUUAGUUGGUUGAACAGUGCUGUUUAGAAAGAAACGGUGGACACUGGAACCGAUAGCCUCCCAAGACAGCGGCAUGAGAUGGAGACAUUGAAGGCAAGUCAGGUCUUUGCUCCUGCAAAGUGUUCCAACUAGCUAUAUAGUGUGAUUCCACUGGGGGUGUGCAGAUACCGGCAACAUGCCCCUGUCAGACUUUCUGGACGGCCUGAAGGACAACCCAUACUUCGGGGCUGGCUUUGGACUGGUUGGGGUUGGGACAGCGUUGGCCGUGGCCAGGAAAGGUGCCCAGGUGGGAAUGAUCUUCUUCCGCAGGAACUACAUGAUCACUCUGGAAGUCCCCAGCAGGGAUAAGAGCUACCACUGGCUGCUGAGCUGGAUCACCAAACACGCCAAGCACACCCAGCACCUGAGCGUGGAGACCUCCUACCUGGCACAUGAGAGUGGACGGGUUCAGACACAGUUUGACUUCCACCCAAGCCCUGGGAACCAUAUCAUCUGGUACGGGAGGCGGUGGAUCAGGGUGGAGAGGACCAGAGAGAAGCAAAUGGUGGAUCUGCACACUGGAACCCCGUGGGAGUCUGUCACCUUCACUGCUUUAGGCAGAGACAGACAGAUUUUCUUUAAUAUCUUACAAGAAGCCAGAGAAUUGGCCCUAAAGCAGGAAGAGGGACGGACAGUGAUGUACACAGCCAUGGGUGCUGAGUGGAGGCCCUUUGGGUUUCCACGGCGACGCAGACCUCUCAGCUCUGUGGUCCUGGAGGGGGGCGUUGCUGAAAGGAUCGUAGAUGAUGUGAAGGAGUUCAUCGGAAACCCCAAGUGGUACACAGACAGAGGCAUCCCCUACAGAAGAGGAUACCUGCUGUACGGCCCCCCAGGGUGUGGAAAAAGCAGCUUUAUCACGGCACUGGCAGGCGAGCUGGGCUACAGCAUCUGUCUGAUGAGUCUGAGUGACCGCAGCCUUUCAGACGACCGUCUGAACCACCUCCUGAGCGUGGCACCGCAGCAAAGCAUCAUACUGCUGGAGGACGUAGAUGCAGCCUUCGUCAGCCGAGACCUGACUCCCACAGAGAACCCUCUGGCCUACCAGGGAAUGGGAAGACUGACCUUCAGCGGCCUGCUUAAUUCUCUGGAUGGAGUGGCUUCAUCUGAGGCCAGGAUAGUUUUUAUGACCACCAACUUCAUUGACAGGUUGGACGCGGCGCUGAUCCGACCCGGCCGUGUGGAUCUGAAGCAGUACAUUGGGAAUUGCACGCACUGGCAGCUUACACAGAUGUUCCGGCGGUUCUACCCAGACGAGCCUGCCUCUGAGGGCGAGCGGUUCGCAGAGCGUGCGUUGGCCGUCCACUCGGAGAUCAGCGCUGCCCAGGUGCAAGGACACUUUCUGCUGCACAAAAUGGACCCCGCAGGAUCUAUAGACAAUGUUGCCCAAUUAAUAUAACGGCAGGACUGCAAGGUAGUUUGGAAACUGAUUACUUAAUAAAGAGACAUUUUUUUU
Perca flavescens (yellow perch) is the source of this 2011-nucleotide messenger RNA. It is a transcript of the gene bcs1l, whose product is annotated as BCS1 ubiquinol-cytochrome c reductase complex chaperone. Gene Ontology annotation, molecular function: ATP binding; ATP hydrolysis activity. Bases 695 to 1954 code for a protein of 419 amino acids. NCBI's taxonomy places the organism in Eukaryota, Metazoa, Chordata, Actinopteri, Perciformes, Percidae. The record is from RefSeq and is a predicted model, not a curated record. The transcript has 8 exons.